AUGCUACGUGCUGUAAAUUGUACACUUCAGACGGGGCGAAUAGGCCAGAUUUUAUCAUGCCUGCGGUAUCAAUUAUCAAGUUGGAAUAGUAACAACGUAGCAACAACGAAUGGUAUCCACACUCUGUUUAAAAAUGAGUUCCGAUGUCUACCGCAUAUGAAAACGGGACGAAAAUCGCGACGAAAGAAGAUACGAUUUUCGAGGAAGCGACAUCGAAAGAAUCGAACUGCCGGUUCAAGUACAUCGUAUGCAACGAUACCGAAAUCCUAUUCGGCAAAGAUUUUUGGCGCACUGAAAUCGCUCGAUCCGGCAAGUGUUAUGCAAGCUCAGCAGCUGAUGAAUCAGUUUGUGAAUACAAUAUUUCAACGAUCAGCACAGGAUGCACUCAGUGUAAACCAUCUACAUCCUCCUACAUAUUACUUAUUCACCGUACGAUUAACCCACAAUCAAACAAUCGGUCGAGUUGCGGCUACCAACCAACCACCAUAUUAUUGAUAAUCAAUUCGUUCUAUCGAAGAGAUGUCAUCCGGUAAUUGUCGAUUACCACCAGGCUAUCAGUUCGUUAUGAUUACUAGUCAGUGUUAUCGCCCUCCCCGGUGAUAGUGCAUGAUUAACAUUUUGGUUGCGUUGCUUACCUUUUCUUUCGAAUGAUCCUAUUUUACUUACCACUUAUUGAAUGAUUAGAAUAUCGAUACACUACAAUUGCUAAUUCAACUAGGUUUUUCCGAAAUCCUCCGAAGCGCACUACAUUCCCCCAAUGGAUAUACUGCUCGACAGUUACUCCUGCACAGUGCCACAGCCAGCAUAAGGUUGUAUUUACAUCGAUG
Messenger RNA from Loa loa (African eye worm), 827 nucleotides. RefSeq lists its product as hypothetical. Bases 1 to 495 code for a protein of 164 amino acids. The transcript is spliced from 2 exons. Gene Ontology annotation, molecular function: protein heterodimerization activity. The record is from RefSeq and is a predicted model, not a curated record. NCBI's taxonomy places the organism in Eukaryota, Metazoa, Nematoda, Chromadorea, Rhabditida, Onchocercidae.